AUGUGUCCUAUGACUCCUGAACAGAAGGAAAAAAAGAGCGAAGUUCCUUAUAGGAGCGCAGUCCGAAGUCUAAUGUAUGCUAUGGUGUGUACUAAACCUGAUAUUUGUCAAGAAGUUGGCUUGGUAAGUAGAUAUCAUACCGACCCAGGUUUAGCACAUUGGCAAGCAGUAAAGAGAAUCAAGAGAUAUCUGAAGGGAACAACUGAUUAUGCGCUUUGUUACCAAGGUGACAAAGAUAUGAGAUUAGUUGGCUACAGUGAUGCUGAUCAUGGAGAAGAUCUAAACGAGAGGAAGUCUACCUCAGGAUAUGUUUUCUUACUCAGUGAUGGCGCCAUAUCAUGGAGUAGUAAGAAAUAA
This is a messenger RNA of Lycium barbarum (goji berry), 357 nucleotides long. RefSeq names its product secreted RxLR effector protein 161-like. The record is from RefSeq and is a predicted model, not a curated record. The transcript has a single exon. Bases 1 to 357 code for a protein of 118 amino acids. NCBI's taxonomy places the organism in Eukaryota, Viridiplantae, Streptophyta, Magnoliopsida, Solanales, Solanaceae.